Messenger RNA from Camelina sativa (false flax), 2069 nucleotides. NCBI's taxonomy places the organism in Eukaryota, Viridiplantae, Streptophyta, Magnoliopsida, Brassicales, Brassicaceae. The record is from RefSeq and is a predicted model, not a curated record.
GGUUUUCAGGUGGCAGCGAGACAUUCUGUGUUAUGCAGGCUCUCCAAGAUCAUAUUAAGCUUGCUCUCAAGUCUUCAGGAUCUUAUAUAACGACGAAUCAGUUUCGUGAUAAUCUAAAUCAUUUUUCACCUGACUUUCAGAUAAACAACCAAGAAGAUGCCUAUGAGUUUCUACAGUCGUUUUUGGAUAAGUUAGAGAGAUGUUUGAUUCCGAGAAAUAAUAGCCCUGGCUCUGUCUCUUCUCAAGAUGUCAACAUUGUUGAUCACGUCUUCGGUGGCCGUCUCAUGAGUAGGCUUCAUUGCCGCAAUUGCAAUUCCUUUUCUGACACAUUAGAAACCUCUCUCGGAUGGAGUCUGGAAAUUGAAGAUGUUGAUAACCUUUCGAACGCGCUAGAGUCUUUUACCCGUGUUGAACAACUCGAGGAUCAGUUAACCUGUGAUAACUCUAAGGAGAAAGUUUCAAAGGAGAAGCAAUUUCAGCUCGAUAAAUUGCCAUUGGUCGCAACAUUCCACCUGAAGAGAUUCAAGAAUGAUGGACUAAUGAUGAAGAAGAUAUCCAAACAUGUCGAGUUCCCUUUGGAGUUGGACUUGCUUCCUUACAUGAGCGGUAACCAAGAUUCCCAAGUUUCUACAAAAUACCAUCUCUAUGCCAUUGUGGAGCAUCUUGGAUAUAGAGCAUCUUUUGGUCAUUACUCCUCUUAUGUGAGAUCAGCUCCUGAGACAUGGCAUAAGUUUGAUGACGCCAAGGUCACAAGAAUCAGCGAAGAUGAUGCUCUAUCAACAAAUGCGUAUAUAUUAUUUUUUGUAAGAGAAGGAACUCCUACGUUUUCUAGUGCUUUCGAAGUGUCGAAACCUUGGUAUGAAGCUAGUCCAUUAUAUUCUUCACCAAGGUCAGUGCUUGAGAGUAGCUGGAGAGAAGAGUAUGCAUUUGAUCACGAUAAUGAGAAUGGCGAUAAUUUAAAGUUGUCAACAAUGCCAGUGCUUGGGACUAGCUGGACAGAGAAGUCUGCAUUUGGUCACGAUUAUGAGAAUAGCGAUAAUUUCACGUUUUCAACAAAGCCAGUGCUUGAGACUAGCUGGAGAGACAAGUGUGUAUCUGAUCACAGUUAUGAGAAUGUCAGUACUUCCAACAAAGCAUGUAACUACCCGGUGGGAGUAUCGAUCCUGGAUAUAAAUAAUUUAGAUCUACGUUGUUAUGAGUCUCAGGAACAAGUGUUUCAUUCAGCAGACAGUGAUAGUAAUUCUUACAUGAGUGAUAAUUUCGAGUCACCUAAGGCUGAUAAAACAUUUGCUGAGACCUCUUCAGAACAAGAAGAGCCUAAUUUGUCUCCAGAACGCAAAGGUACUAUCUCUUUAGCAUUGAUAGCUUUAGUCUUAAUUACCGUAAACCUGUGGAGGAUACUAAGAAAGAUAAUGUAUCCUCAGUUAAGACUAUCUCUUUACCAUUGAUAGCUUUAGUCUUAAUUACCGUAAACCUGUGGAGGAUACUAAGAAAGAUAAUGUAUCCUCAGUUAAGACUAGCUCUAAUAUAGUGCUUGCUGUUUCUGCAGAUCCUAAGGCUAAAGAAAUUGCUCUUUCAUACCGUAAGAAGAUUCCUACAUCUCGCUCUUCCGCAUUAGGUCAACCUUAUACGAUCAAGAAAAGGAAAAUCUCUAACAGCAGAAGAUCGACGAAGGGCAAGAUUUCGUCUUACAUUUCAAAGUAUCUUGGUGUGUUAUGGGUGGUAGCAUUGGAAUCAGCUCUGAAGCGCAUAGUGAAUAUAUCCAGAAUCAAGUCAAAUGCAUAUAUCUCGUUCUUCAUGGAUCAUGUAAUACCACAUUAGCCUAGCCUAUAAACAAACUAGUAGUACUAGUAUGAUCUUUAGAAUAACUUGUGUGGAAUAAUCCCUGUUAAUAUCUUCACAUAUUCUAACAAAGGAAAAUAUCACUGAACGAACAUAUACACUACAAGAACACAUGACAUGAUCUAAGCGUUGUGUACUUAUAGACGAAAGAGCAAAAGAAACUAGACUUCACUUUCAUUAGUUCAUCAACAUCAACAUAAAUAGAAGCAAAAAAAAAAAAAAAAAAA